UUUCUGCAGUACCGACCUAGUAGUACAAGGUGAAGGUACACAUGAUUUUCGGGAAACCGCGGGGGGUAUUUUCGUUUUGAUUUCGUUUUGACUCUAAAACCAUACAAACGUCGGAUAUAAAGCUAUAUCGCAUAAGUAUAAUUUCUUCGAGCCUGUUUUGGACCGUACUAGCUCUAAAUUGCCUUGUCGUCGCCGUUCGCGAGCAACUACGUCACGUAGCGUUCGGUAAACCCCAGAAGCAGCAGAAAACCACCUCCUCGACUACCGGUGAGUGCUUUGCAAAGGGCCGGAGCUCGAGACGCCCUGUUGUCGCCGUGCAUUCUGGGAACGUUCAUACCCAAGAUGGCGGCGAGCAGGAGACUGCACAAGGAACUUGAAGAAAUCCGUAAGUCUGGAAUGAAAAACUUCUGUCAUAUCCAAGUUGAUGAAUCAAAUAUUUUGAACUGGCAAGGCCUUAUUGUUCCUGACAACCCCCCUUACGACAAAGGAGCUUUCAAAAUCGAGAUCUCAUUUCCUGCUGAGUACCCCUUCAAGCCUCCGAAGAUCACGUUCAAAACAAAGAUCUACCACCCCAACAUCGAUGAGAAGGGCCAGGUUUGCCUGCCUGUCAUCAGUGCGGAGAAUUGGAAGCCGGCAACCAAAACUGACCAAGUAAUCCAGUCCCUCAUCGCACUGGUAAAUGACCCCCAGCCGGAGCACCCACUGAGGGCUGACCUAGCAGAGGAAUACUCAAAGGACCGUAAAAAAUUCUUUAAGAAUGCAGAAGAGUUUACAAAGAAACAUGGUGAAAAGCGACCAGUGGACUAAUAACUCCGCAUUGUGACCCCUGCCUGCAUCUCUGCCCUCUAGCCUCACCCUGUAUCUUAUCCCUGCCCCUGUCUUUUCCCACCCCCUCUGCCCACCCACACACAUCAUUUUAGCGAACCCAGAGCAGUGCAUCGCAGCCGCACCGCCAUCUUGAAGCAGGACUCGGAAUCAGAAAACUCUCACCUCUCUGUGUUAGCUUGGGGCUGUUACUAACUUUCUACUCUGUUCUUUUUGAAAAAUUGCAAAGUUUAGAGAGAACAUGUAAGGAUGGUGGAGCUGAAAGGAGAAAAGGCAAUGAUUUAGUUUCAACUUUUUGUUAAACACAUUGCAUGACUUUCUGUGGCAGAUUUUGAGUUUUCAAAGAAAGAUGGUAGAAUUUUCCAGGAACAAUUAGGUCCAGUUCUCUUCACUGUCUGGUGUUAUUUCCAUCUCAAAAAAGCACCUUUAUUAAAAAAAAGUAAAUGAUACA
Scleropages formosus (Asian bonytongue) is the source of this 1276-nucleotide messenger RNA. Its product is annotated as ubiquitin-conjugating enzyme E2 L3-like. The coding region runs from base 343 to 807 and encodes 154 amino acids. NCBI's taxonomy places the organism in Eukaryota, Metazoa, Chordata, Actinopteri, Osteoglossiformes, Osteoglossidae. The record is from RefSeq and is a predicted model, not a curated record. The transcript has 4 exons.